AUGGGCGACACGACGAAGCGCAAGUCCGGUCGUUCGGACGACCCCUUCGACGGCGAGGGUGGUAAGAGCGCGAAGAAAUCGAAGAAAGAAAAGAAGGAGAAGAAGACUCGGGAGAAGAGAAGCGACGAUGAAAGCGAGGACAAAAGUAAUCACAAGUCUUUUCCGGCGGCGUCGUCGGGGAAAACUGAAACGCCGCCGCCGACGACGACGAAGAAACGAGCUUUCCGUUUACGCUUAAAAGGGAUCGCUCCGAACACGGACAAAGCGCAAGUCGCGCAAUUUUUAUUGGUGAGCGAAUCGUGCGUGCGAAACGUCUUUCACGGCGAAGCGAUCGUGAUGGUUGAUACCGAGGAAGCGUUUCAACGAUGCGUGGAGAAGGACGACGAGAAAUUAAAUGGCCGGUUUGUGAAGGUGACGGACGAAACGAACGGGGCGCGGAGCAAUCUAGGCAGGAACUUCCUCACGCCAGGGAACAACGGCGAGAACAAUGCAGAGGUGAAGAGGAAAACGACGACGAACGAACGAGAAGGACGGGAUUGGACGUGCGAGAAGUGCGGCGGGGAAAAUUUCGCGAGACGGGAGACGUGUUAUAAGUGCGCGGCGGGGAAGUACGGGGAACAGCGAGAGACGCCGCCGGUGAUGAAAACGAGCGCGAGCAUCAAUACUGCCGUCGUUAAAAAACAAAACAACGCCGGAGAUAGAAUGGUCGCGCAAGGGUCCGAACAAGAAGGCUACGAGGUGUUCGUGAAGUAUUUACCGAAAAACGUGGACGAGAGCGACAUCGCGGAUUUCUUCAAGCGCUGCGGCGAGUUGAAGGAAGAGGUGAACUUGUUGAGAGACCAAACGACUGGAAGUAGUAAAGGAGCUGGGUUUUUGACGUUUAGAAACGCGGAAUCUCGAGAAAAGGCGUUAGCGAUGGAUGGGGAACGGUUUUUAGAUCGGACCGUCUCGGUGACAGUUGCGAAAAAGUCACCGUUUGGGACGAGAGGAACGACGCAGGCGUUGGGGACGCAUACGCCGGCGAUGUUGAGGGAAACGAUCGAUAGUUUAGGCAUAGCAAAUGAUCCAAACGGGAUAUAUAUAGAUGGUACGUUCGGGAGAGGAGGCCACACGCGCGGGAUACUAAACGCGCUUGGGAAGAAUGGGCAACUCCACGCGUUUGAUUUAGAUCCGGAAGCGAUUACAGUCGGGAGAGCGUUGGAGAAGGAAGAUUCGAGGUUUCACAUGCACCACUCGCCGUUCGGAAGCAUGUUCAAAGUUAUGCGAGAGAAAGAUUCAAAAGUAAAGGUUUCGGGCGUCUUUCUCGAUUUAGGCAUUUCUUCGCCGCAGUUUGACGAUAAGUCUCGCGGGUUUCGACCGGAACAGGACGGGCCUCUGGAUUUACGAUUCGACGUGACGAGCGGCGUGAGCGCGUACGAUUUUCUCCUGAAAGUUUCCCGAAACGAUUUACGAGAUAUUAUAUUCAAAUAUGGGGAAACAAACGACAAACUGUCCGCGCAACGCAUCGCGGAUGCCAUCGUCUUAGCUCGAGAUACCAACGCGCUUCCGAAGACGACCAAAGCGUUCGCGACGCUCGUGGCGAACGCGAAAGGCGCGGAGUACCAAGCUAUGCAUCCUGCGAAAAUGACCUUUCAGGCGCUGCGCAUUCAUUUGAACGAAGAAUUCGACGAGUUUCGCAGAGGUAUGGAAGGUGCGAUGAAGUUAUUGAAAGAGAAUGGCAAAUUGGGCGUUUUGACGUGGAAACAUUCCGAGUGCGCGAUAUUGAUUGAAUAUUUCCGAAAAGUCGAGAAAGUGCGCACCAACGCGCCUAUUUUCGAGUGGUUGAAAACAAAUCACGAGAAGUCGGUGACCAAGCUAUUAGAGAAGGACGACGACGACGACGACGCUUGGGCGGCGGAAAUGGACGAUUGUAAACGCCCUGCGGAUAUAGAAAUGCGCACAAACUCUCGAUCGCGAUCGGCUAUUUUGCACGUCUUGAGGAAAAAAAGCAGCGCGGCGCGAAUGGUGGAAGCCGAGAAAGCGGCGUAUAAGAAAUUGAAAUGGGAGAAUAAAAAAUAG
Molecule: messenger RNA, 2058 nt
Organism: Bathycoccus prasinos
Lineage: Eukaryota; Viridiplantae; Chlorophyta; Mamiellophyceae; Mamiellales; Bathycoccaceae
Product: S-adenosyl-methyltransferase MraW
Exons: 1
Coding region: 1-2058 (685 amino acids)
Biological process (GO): rRNA base methylation
Cellular component (GO): cytoplasm
Molecular function (GO): RNA binding; rRNA (cytosine-N4-)-methyltransferase activity
Source: RefSeq, a predicted model, not a curated record